Messenger RNA from Colossoma macropomum (tambaqui), 2481 nucleotides. RefSeq names its product polymerase (DNA-directed), delta interacting protein 3 (gene poldip3). Gene Ontology annotation, molecular function: mRNA binding. NCBI's taxonomy places the organism in Eukaryota, Metazoa, Chordata, Actinopteri, Characiformes, Serrasalmidae. The transcript is spliced from 10 exons. The coding region runs from base 27 to 1478 and encodes 483 amino acids. Gene Ontology annotation, cellular component: nucleus. The record is from RefSeq and is a predicted model, not a curated record. Gene Ontology annotation, biological process: mRNA export from nucleus.
AUGCGCUUUCUACACUGAGGAGGAAGAUGGCGGAUGUUUCUCUGGAUGAGCUGAUCCGCCGCCGCGGCGCUAAGAGGCCGAUAUUUGGGAGAGGAGUGGGCACAGUGGGGAGAGGUGCAGGUUUGGCGGGCAGAGGGGCAGGGAUGGUGGGCAGGACGUUUGAUGCCAGACAGAAGAUUGGCACCAGUGAUAUGAGACAGAGACUAGGAGGGAGUGGAGUGUUUCAGGUGAAGGAUGCACGGGAGCGCUUGGGGCAGAAGGAUGCACGUUUCCGUAUUCGGGGGCGAGGGGGUGCUGUGAGCUCAGUGCAGGACGCCAGACAGACCAUAAACUCCCGCAAACAACAGCAGCAGCAGCAACAACCGGACCCCCCAACAACCAGCAGCCAGCACACGCCUAUACCCCACAUCCACAUCCACAACACCUCUCCAGUCAGCACCACCACCAGGGCCUUUCCCACCAAUCAAGGACUUAACUCCAGAGUGAGUGUGGCCAUCCAGCCUGGAGGUGGGCUUACGAAAGUGGUGGAUGCACGGGAUAGGCUGAGCCUGAAGAGGAGUAUCUCAUCACCUAAUCAGGGGCCAGCAGUUCCACUCAAGAUCACCAAAACCAUCCAACAGAGGCCUGUGGGUAUGACCAGUGGAAUCCGUAUAAACGUCCCUGGCAGGGCAGCUCAGGAUCUCUCCACUGAAGAUGAUGAUGGUGGUGCCAUUCCUAGCAAACAGAUGAAGAUCACCGCGGCCAAUAACAUGGCACAGACACGAGCAAGUGCAGGUGCAUCAUUCUUAGUGUCCACUCCCAUCACUAAGGUGGUAAAGAAUGACUCUUACACAGCCCCAUCCCCUUCCGCCCCUGUUGCUGUGGCACCCGCUCGUCCCAGCACCCGACCCCCCGCGCAGACCCUGCAGCCCGUCUCAAGGACAAUGGUUACUGGACAUCAAGCUACUGGAAAUGGCAGUGCUCAGUCUGCGCCUCCACAGCCGGUGUUCAGUCCAUUGGAAGGAACCAAAAUCACAGUGAAUAAUCUGCACCCACGUGUCACAGAGGAGGACAUAGUGGAGCUGUUCUGUGUGUGUGGAGCGCUGAAGAGAGCGAGGCUGGUGAAGGUGGGAGUGGCUGAGGUGGUGUUUGUGCGGAAAGAAGAUGCUAUUAGCGCCUACAGGAAGUACAACAACCGCUGCCUGGAUGGUCAGCCAAUGAAGUGUAAUCUGCACAUACAGGGCAAUGUGAUCACAUCAGACCAACCAAUCCUGCUGAGGUUGAGUGACUCUCCUGCGGGGGGCGCAGGGGGCACGACCGCCACCAGCAGCAAGAAGGACGGUCUGCCGGCGUCUCUUUCUCGUUCUCGCUCCAGCACUCCCCAGGCUGAGGUGGAUCCACAAACCAUUCUAAAGGCUCUCUUCAAAUCCUCCACUCAGAGCACAUCCACCACAGAGCCAGCAACUGCAAACCCUACGGCCUUCCGCAUCAAAAUCUAACACACACCAAACGACCAGGCCCUUCCACUCAUGUUUAAACAAGUCACAGCACAUACACUGAACCAUUCAAGCGCCGCCUGAAAUUUAAAAUACAUUCUGUUAUAUUAAGUUGAUUUGAAACACAUCUUCACACUUCUUUAUAGGGAAGGAAAGUGCAGACCUACACCAUUACCAUCUGCUGUUUGCGUUCAGAACAUCUGGAAUUGUCAUUAAAUUCGACUGUAAGGAAAUUUUUGAUAACGGAUUACAAAUCACUUAAUUCUGAAACUUUUGCGGUCAUAUAAACACAAUGCACAUGAAUACAAUAUAACAGCAGAUCAUUCUGCUGAGCAAUAUAACAAUAUAGCAAUAUAACCUCUAUAAAUGAACUGCAAAACUCAUGGCCCAGUGCUGGCUCUGCUUCUGUUUGGGAAAACAUUAUCGGUAUUUCAGCUAUUUUGAUCUUUGAUACAGUUGUAUGCAAAAUUUGGGUGGCUCUGGUCAAAUUCUGUGUUUCCUUGAUUGUUUUAAAGAGAAAAUAAGUUAACAUGUUAACAAAUGCAUGCUGCAUUUUUAUGCACAAUUAAUAUUUAUUUGCUGAAUAUCAUUUUAGAGAAAAAAAACAAUGUGGCCGUAUGUUGUGUUUUGUUUUUUUGUUUUUUUGGUUUUUUUUUUGCGCGAUAUGUUAAACCCAGCAAAAAAUAGACUUUGUGCACUGAAAUUUUCAUUAAAAAUGCCAUAUUUAAGUUCCCUGUGGGGGGAUGUUUUAACUUACUCUCAAUAAAACAUGUAAUUUGACCAGGGGUCCUCAAAUUAUACAACUCUGUAGUUCCAAAUAAAAAUGAUUAUAGGGGUAGCGUGGCAUUUCAUGUGCUACAACCUGUAAUGUAUACAUCACCUCCAAUUCACCACUUUCGAUCUCACCACUUUCCUUCCCGAUAUCCAGCAAGAAGCCACCACCUUUGAUGGAUACGACCAUCUGUGCAUUGUGCUGUAGGGACAGUGAUAUGGAGUGUUUUUUUUU